GCUCUGUUUGUUUUAUAAUGGUCAUUGCAAGUGGAAAUUAAAGAAAAUUAUUAAUUUAUAGAUUAAACAAACAGAAUUCAAAUAAUAUCUUUUGUCUGAUAAGAUGGAUCGAUGAACAUAAGCCAAGCAAGAUUAAAGACAAUGACUUCUCUUACCUUGCUUUCUCAAAUUUUAAAUAAAUUGUCGUUUCCUAUCUCAUCAAGCUUUUCAUGUCUGAAUUGUCUCUGCAACACAGAGAGCUAGCUCACUUGAAAUCUUUUGUAUUCUUGCUGAAAUUCUGCAGCCUUUCAUUUCCAAAGCUUUAUUCUUUGUUUUUGAAGACUAAAGCCAUCUUAAAGAUGUUGCAGCAAAGUAUCCACAGAUUCGUUUUCUUGGUGUUAUGUUUUCACUUGAUGCUCCUUGCAGUUGCCCAAACUUCAACUACAGAUCCCUCUGAAGUCAAUGGAUUGCUACAAGUAAGGAACAGUUUGAUUGAUCCCAUGAAAAAUCUGAGGGACUGGGGCAAGGGAGAUCCAUGUACAUCAAAUUGGACUGGAAUAGGGUGUUACGAUAAAAUUGGAACUGAUGGGUACUUGCAUGUUCAGGAACUGCAUCUACUAAAUAUGAAUCUCUCAGGAAAUUUAGCUCCUCAGCUAGGCCAACUCACUAAAUUGGAAAUAUUGGAUUUUAUGUGGAAUGACUUGCAUGGCGGCAUACCAAAGGAGAUAGGACUCAUUUCAUCCUUAAGACUCCUGCUUUUGAACGGAAACAAAUUUUCUGGUCCUUUACCCAAUGAACUUGGCUAUUUAUCAAAUUUAAAGAGAUUCCAAGUGGACCAGAAUGAAAUUUCAGGUUCGAUACCAAAGUCAUUUGCCAACUUGAGCAGUGUGAAGCACCUCCACUUUAACAACAACUCCAUGAGUGGUCAAAUUCCAUCCGAGCUGUCCAAAUUAUCCACUCUUCUUCACUUGCUUUUGGACAAUAAUAACUUAUCUGGACAUCUUCCUCCAGAACUCUCAGACUUGCCAGAGUUGCGCAUACUUCAACUUGACAACAACAAUUUCAGUGAGUCUGAAAUUCCAGCUACUUAUAGCAAUCUUUCCAAAUUAGCAAAAUUAAGUCUUAGAAAUUGUGGCUUGCAUGGACCUAUUCCUGAUCUAAGCAGCAUACAAAACCUAUCCUAUCUGGAUCUGAGCCAGAAUUACCUAACUGGACCUAUAACAUCAAAAGUUUCUGCUAAUACAACAACCAUUGAUCUGUCAUACAACCGUCUUAAUGGAUCUAUACCUGGAAGCUUCUCAAAUCUUCCUGUUCUUCAAAGACUAUCACUUGAAAAUAAUUUGUUUGCUGGUUCCGUUCCAGCUAACCUCUGGCAGAACGUGUCCUUCGGCACAAAUGCUACACUUAUAGUUGAUCUCAGGAACAAUUUACUCUCAAACAUUUUAGGGGAACUAAACAUGCCAGAUAAUGUUACCCUAAGAUUGGGUGGCAAUCCUAUCUGCAAUAAUUCCAACUUACCAAACAUUGGCCAGUUCUGUGGAUCUGAAACUGAAACUGAAGAUGAUGGAACUGAAAGCUCAACAAAUUCUACAAUGACAUGUCCUAUUCAAGGAUGUCCUACAGAUUAUUUCUUUGAAUAUGUCCCAGCAUCCCCUGUGCGAUGCUUUUGUGCAUCACCUCUUAGAAUUGGAUACCAGCUUAAGAGCCCCAGUUUUUCUUAUUUUCCUCCAUAUAUAUUUCAAUUUGAGAAGUACUUAUCUAGUGCUCUUAAACUGGACCUUUCCCAAAUAUACAUCGAUUCAUAUUUUUGGGAAGAAGGUCCUCGCUUAAGUAUGUUUUUGAAGCUUUUUCCUAUAUGGAAGGACGCACAUUCAAACACAUUUAAUUCAACUGAGGUUCAGCGAAUUAGACACAUGUUCAUAUCGUGGAAUUUUCCUCGAACUGACUUUUUUGGACCAUACGAGCUUCUCAACUUCACUCUUCUGGGACCUUAUUCACAAUUGAGUUACGGCGGUCAAAGGACAAGAAUCAGCAAGGGAGUUUGGGCAGCAAUUAUAAUAGGUGCAAUCAUUUGCACCAUUGUAGCAUCCAUAACAGUCACACUUCUGAUUGUGAGAAGGCAUGCUAGAUACCAUCGGAAUCUGUCAAGAAAACGGUUAUCCUCUAAGGUAUCAAUGAAAAUUGAUGGUGUGAAAUUCUUCACUUUUAGAGAAAUGGCCCUGGCUGCUGAAAAUUUUAACAGUAAAACUCUAGUUGGUCAAGGAGGCUAUGGAAAGGUUUAUAGAGGAAUUUUAGGUGACAACACAAUUGUGGCUAUAAAGCGUGCAGAAGAAGGUUCCUUGCAAGGCCAAAAAGAAUUUUUAACCGAGAUUAGAUUGUUAUCCAGGUUACAUCACAGAAAUCUUGUUUCAUUGGUCGGAUACUGUGAUGAAGAAGGAGAGCAGAUUCUGGUAUAUGAGUUCAUGCCCAAUGGCACCUUGAGGGACUGGCUUUCAGCUAAAGCUAAAGACAAACUGAACUUUUCUACGAGGUUAAAUAUAGCAUUAGGUUCAGCUAAGGGCAUUCUUUACCUCCAUACUGAGGCAAGUCCUCCAGUAUUUCACCGGGAUGUCAAGGCCACCAACAUACUUCUGGACUCCAAGCUCACUGCUAAAGUUGCUGACUUUGGGCUGUCACGUCUUGCUCCAGUCCUAGAUGAUGAAGGGAAUUUGCCAAAUCAUAUAUCCACAGUAGUGAAGGGAACUCCAGGAUACCUUGAUCCAGAAUAUUUUUUGACCCAUAAGUUGACAGACAAAAGCGACGUCUAUAGCCUUGGGAUUGUAUUUCUGGAGCUCUUGACUGGAUUGCAGCCAAUAUCACAUGGCAAAAACAUUGCCCGCGAGGUAAAUAUGGCUUAUCAGUCGGGUAUAGUGUUCUCUAUCAUAGACAGCAGAAUGGGGUCUUAUCCAUCUGAAUGUGUUGAGAGAUUUAUAGCAUUGGCCCUUGCUUGUUGCCAUGACAAGCCAGAGAAUCGGCCGUCGAUGUCAAAAGUGGUCAGGGAGCUAGAGAACAUAUUUAAAAUGCUGCCAGAGCCAGAAACUGAUUCCAUCUUUUCAGAAUCCACAUCCCAGUAUUCUGGGAAAUUAACUUCCACAUAUUCUGGCAAUUCGACAUCAGCGUCAUCAUCUUUGUUCAAUUCAACCACUGGUCCAUAUAUAUCAUCCAGCGUUUUAGGGAGUGAUCUUAUCAGUGGUGUAACUCCCACCAUCAAUCCUCGCUGAUGCAGAGUUGCCGUUCUAUGUACCUGAUCUUUUCCAAAUCCUCACAAAACGAGUGCAGUUUCUUAUUUAUGUUGAAUUUUAGGCUGCUGUAAAGUGGAUUGAUACCCCAUUUUUUCCUUUCUAUCAUGUGAACAGAGAAAAAACAUUAUUUGUGCAAAGUGAAAAGAAAAAUUGUUGCUAUUUUGUAAGACCUGAUAGGAAGUUCACUGAAAGAAGAACAUAAAUAAUAAAUACAUGAAAGUUCAGAUAGGUUCGAAUA
This is a messenger RNA of Jatropha curcas, 3498 nucleotides long. RefSeq names its product Leucine-rich repeat protein kinase family protein. Gene Ontology annotation, molecular function: ATP binding; protein kinase activity. The record is from RefSeq and is a predicted model, not a curated record. Gene Ontology annotation, biological process: protein phosphorylation. NCBI's taxonomy places the organism in Eukaryota, Viridiplantae, Streptophyta, Magnoliopsida, Malpighiales, Euphorbiaceae.